Macrosteles quadrilineatus (aster leafhopper) is the source of this 528-nucleotide messenger RNA. RefSeq lists its product as uncharacterized. The transcript is spliced from 4 exons. Bases 68 to 502 code for a protein of 144 amino acids. Lineage: Eukaryota; Metazoa; Arthropoda; Insecta; Hemiptera; Cicadellidae. The record is from RefSeq and is a predicted model, not a curated record.
CGUUCGCGAGAUUAGUUCUGUUGAUGACCUCUCAGUAGGAACAGUGCGGAGUUGUUGACACAUCAAGAUGGUUCAAGUGGGAUUAUUGUUGGUGAUGGUAGUUUCUGUGGUGGCUUACAGGGAAAUCGAGUUUAAAAACUGCAAAACUGCUACCGGUACCGGAUCACUCACAUGUAAGGUGAAAAAUGUGAAGAUAAACGGUUGCAUGGAGCCUUCUACAUGGGUUGACAAGGAUGGCUUUGUUAUCGAAUAUGUAUCUGGAAACGUGAAGAACCCAUGCGGAAUCGACACUACUUCUACACUCAACUUCAGCAUAACAUUUGAACCAGGCUACAACAUCGACACAGUCCGGUCCCAGUUCACCGUGCCCGACAUGCAAGACUGUUGGCGUAUCCAGGACGAUGCCAAGUGUCCUGUUGACAUCGGUCCGGAAUCCGGAUGCUCUCACACCAAAUGUCCCCUACAGUCCGGACGGCAACAGCGGUACGAGACCUCAUUGUAGUCCGGUGGCUUAGGGCUUUAAUUUAC